AAAGAUUUUAUUUGAAGUGAGCAGAUGAUUUUCGAAAAUAAUAUCAUUUGCACAGGCACAUAUUCGAAGCCUCAAUGUUCUUCACUGGGCGAUCUUAUUGUAAAAAAUUUGAAGCGAAGACAAAAUGAAGUCGUUUUGGUGAUAAGAAUCUUCUUUUCAAAAUACAUUUUCCCUUUUACACCCACUUCUUUCCUCAGAUCAAUGGGGUCACAGGGAUUCAAUGGCUAGGCAGUGACAUCCUGGAUUACAGCAUAAAAAUUAGCAAAUCACUUCAUCAUGAAGGCAUCAAAGAAAAUGACGUUGUUUCGAUUCUAUCAGACAAUCGUUUUGAAUUCAUUGGAGUUGCGUUUGGGACUAUGCUUUUGAAUGCCCAUUUGGCACCCGUAAAUUUCCAUUAUUCGAAAAAUGAACUGAGACAUUCUUUGAGUUUGACAAAACCAAAAAUUGUUUUCACUUCGGCACAUGCUGCAAAUUCGUUACUUGAACUCAUCACCGAAAUGCCAUUUAUUCGACAGAUCAUACUUCUUGAUGACCAGCCGGAAAUUUCCAAUGGUAAAACGAUUUCGUUAAACAAAUUUAUUGCAGCUCAUGAGUGUAAAACUUUCAACAUUGAAAGCCAUGUUUCUAAUUCCGUUGACAUGCGUCAACGCACGUCUAUAAUAUUCUUGUCCAGCGGAACAACUGGAAUCGCAAAAGGUUGCGAAAUCAGUCAAUACAACAUGGCAGUGACCAUUUAUCCUUUAGAGAAAUUGUUAGGAUUUUUAAAGCAGUUCACAAGCCAAGUCGUAAACUUGAACAUUUCGCCAUGGUUUCAUGUUAUGGGGCAUGUCCAUAUUUUUUCCAACCUACUGUCAGAAUCGUUCGUUUGUGUCUUUUUACCAAAAUUCGAACAAAGACAUUUUUUGAAAGCUAUCGAAAUGUAUAAGGUAAACGCAACCAGCGUACCACCACCAGUGAUGACUUUUCUCUCAAAAAGUCCCAUGAUAGACGAAUUCGAUUUAACGAGUCUGAAGAUGAUUUCGUCAGGUGGAGCCCCAUUGAAACAUCAAGUUGAAGAACUCAUUAAAAAACGGUUCAAGGGCGGCUUGACUAUAUUCCAGGGCUAUGGAUUGACAGAGACAACGGCCGGUAUAAUUCGAAGUGUUUUUGGGAAAGAAACUCCAGGUAGCACAGGAAUGGUCGAGGAAGGGAUCUGUGUAAAAGUUAUUGACGAAAAAGGAGUUGCGCUCGGUCCGAAUAAAGUCGGCGAAAUUUGUGCUAAAGGGAACAGGAUAAUGAAAGGAUAUUUGAAUGAUCCGAAAGCAACAUCUGAAACUAUUGAUGCCGAUGAAUGGCUACACACUGGCGAUUUGGGAUAUUAUAAUGAAGAUUUUCAAUUUUUCAUAGUAGAUCGGUUGAAGGAGCUGAUAAAAUAUAAAGGCUUUCAAGUGGCACCAGCAGAACUGGAAGGACUAUUACUAACCCAUCCAAAGUGUAAAGAUUGUGGUGUCAUUGGCAUACCCGACGAAAUUUGCGGUGAGCUUCCACUUGCCUUCGUUGUGAAGCAAGAAAACGUUGAGUUUGAAGAGAAUGAGGUCAUCGAAUUUGUUAAAGAAAAUACUAGCAGUGCGAAAUGGUUACGAGGUGGCGUAAAAUUUAUCGAUGAAAUUCCGAAGAACCCAAGUGGUAAAAUAUUGAGGAAAGAAUUGAGAAAAAUGUACAGAGACACAAAAUCGAAAUUGUAAUUAUGAUUUUCGUCACAAAUACUUUGCAAAUGCAAUGUAGAUUUACCUAAAUAAUCUUCCGUUCGAACUAUUUUAGCCCACUCACAGUUCAAUAAAAAAAUGUUAUUUCUUUUCAUAAAUUGUGGUCAUUUUUUCAAUA
Messenger RNA from Bradysia coprophila, 1863 nucleotides. RefSeq names its product luciferin 4-monooxygenase-like. The record is from RefSeq and is a predicted model, not a curated record. Lineage: Eukaryota; Metazoa; Arthropoda; Insecta; Diptera; Sciaridae. Gene Ontology annotation, molecular function: CoA-ligase activity.